Molecule: messenger RNA, 1204 nt
Organism: Setaria italica (foxtail millet)
Lineage: Eukaryota; Viridiplantae; Streptophyta; Magnoliopsida; Poales; Poaceae
Product: protein STAY-GREEN LIKE, chloroplastic
Exons: 3
Coding region: 176-973 (265 amino acids)
Source: RefSeq, a predicted model, not a curated record
CCCUCUCUCCCUCCCUGGCACUGGCAGCAGCACCACCAGAAAGAAGUUGCUUUGCUUGGAACAGAGAGCCAAUUGCCAUGGGGGGGCCUUGCUGGUAGCUCCUGCAUCAUCCCCCCAGGUAGCCUCAUGAUAUGCAUGACAGAUUUCAUCGUCGUCAUCUGAAAAGCUCUCAUCAAUGGCGGCGCGCGGCGGCGCGCUGUGCUUCUCCUCCUCGUCCGGCGCCGCCGCCGUUACGAGCAGCAGGCCGAGCAGGAGGACAGGUGGCUGCAGGCCGGAACCGCCGCGGUUCUUGGUCGUCAGCUGCGACACCAGGACAGCGGACGUCUACUCCUCCCUGGCCGCGAAGCUACUGGGGCCUCCCACGACCUUCAACGCGGCGAAGCUCAAGGUGGAGUUCGCCGGGGAGGAUCUGCAGCUGCGGGGCAAGAACAAGAAGCAGCCAUUCCCCAGAGCCUACACUCUGACCCACUGCGACUUCACGGCCAAUCUGACGCUCGCCGUGACGGGGCCAAUGAGCAGCGAGCAGCUGCGGAGCUGGCAGUCGACGCUGCAGAGGGACGACGUGGUGGCCGAGUGGAAGGAGGCGGCCGGCGGGGAGAUGACGACGACGCUGCACGUGCAUUGCUUCGUCAGCGGCGCCAACCUCCUGCAGGAGCUGGCGGCGGGAUUCAGAUACUACGUCUUCUGCAAGGAGCUACCGCUGGUCCUCAAGGCGGUGGUUCACGGCGACGCUGCGCUGUUCGCUGAGCGGCCGGAGCUGAUGGAUGCCAAGGUGUGGGUGCACUUCCACUCCAGCUCGCGCAAGUACAACCGGAUAGAGUGUUGGGGUCCGCUCAGGGAGGCCACGAAGAGGAACCUGCAGCUGGAUCUGGAUGGGCGGCUGGACGAACUGCAGAGCGCAAUCACCAGGAGGCGACGCAAAUGGGCGAGCCCGGAGACAAUCUUCAACGCCCUCGUCGCACUUCUCCUAUGAUAACAAAUAGAUGGAGCAACUGAUCGAUGAGCAUUUGCGUCUUGUGUUCAUACAUUACAAGCAACACCAAGGAUCUGGAAGGAUUGGGAAAGGGUGUUCAUUCUUUGCUCUGGCUGAUGGAUGAAUUCGAUCAUCAGCAGAUAAUUAAACUGGCAUGCAUGCAUUCUUCCUAUGAUCGAUGUACCAUACCAAAAGUGAAGAUAAUUUUCCCUGUGAUGAUGCAGUUUAGAA